CCGUACAGACACCUGUCACUGCAGUAGUACACCUGGACGAACUCCACAUUGCAGAUCUGGUAUGUCGGGUUGGCUGAGGGACGGUGUGAUAUUGGAGGGGACGGGCAGCGGUCAGAUGUCCCCCCGCCCCAGACUGCGGAGCCCAUUGCCAGGUCGGACGGCGAGGUUACAGUCGGGGAGCGGAGCGCCCUCUCCUAUCUCCGACGGUCCGGGCAGCAUGAGCAAAGCUAAAGAGUUGUUUGAGCUCUGUGAUAAAGAAGGAAAGGGUUUCAUCACAAAGAGAGACAUGCAGCGGUUACAGGGCGAGCUGCCUCUCUCUCCCGAGCAGCUGGAAUCUGUGUUUGAGAGUCUAGACCGAGGCAGAAAUGGAUUCCUCACCCCCCUUGAGUUCCACACCGGCCUAGGAGAGCUUGUUGGCUAUGAGCCGGAGGAGCGAGCGAGGAGCGGUGAGAGAGAGUUAGUGGAAGAGGAGCGAUUCGAGCCAGCAGAGAUCAGAUUGACACACAUUCUCAUGGAGCUGGGAGCUGAUAAACUCUUCACAGACCACAGAGAGUUGUGCAGUCUUUGGUUUGAACUCCAGCGGGACAAACCCGAGCUCUUGGGCGUGCUGGAGGAGGUUCUGUCCUACACCGUGUCUCAUCUUCAGGACGCCCUCAAAGAGAGAGACAACUUAGAGCAGAAACUCUGCAGGAGAGAAGAAGAUCAUGACCGAGUGGUUCGCUCCAUGUAUGAGGACAUGGAGAGUCAGUUAAAAGAGGAGAGAGAGAAACGACAAGAUCUGGACAGUGUGAGGCAGGGGGACAAAAAAGAGCAGCUGCUCCAGGAGCUGAGGACACGAGAACAGGAGCUGGAGUUCACCCUCACCAAACAGAGAGAGCUGGAGAGCAGAAUCAACUCUUUGACCAGCGAUCAGGUCGACGCUCGCGUUCAGAACCGCAGACUUCAGAACAUCAACCAGGAGCUUCAGGAACAUCUGGAUGAGAGUCGAGACGAGCUUCAGCGUGCUAUUAAUCAACUACAGCAACUGCAGAACAACAUCAAACACCAGCAGAAGGGCAAAGAGAGAGAAGUCUUGAAAGUUUCCCGGAACAUGCAGAAGGAGCGAGAAAGUCUCAUGCGACAGCUCGACCUGCUCAGGGACAUGAACAAGCGUCUUCGGGACGAUAAAGACGCCCACCACGCUCAGAAGAUGACAUCUAAAAUGAAGAAACCCGUUCAAAGGAGGGAAUCAAUACUCGCUAACUAUUUCCCACCCAAAAAAUCGGCAAAGAGACAUCUUACGACAAACUCCAAAGAGGAGCUGGAGGACCCAGACAUCUCGCUGAGAAAUUCACGACCGAAAAGACUCUCAACGGCUGAAGAGACGGAGGACAAAAGUACCGGUCAUUCAGAGAGAACCACGAGGGAGGAGUGUAGUCCACAGCGUGUAUUUAAGGUGGUGUUUUUGGGGAAUUCUGGGGUGGGAAAGAGCUCGUUCAUCCAACACUACUCCAGCGGACAUUUCCCCAACAACAUGGCCUCAACUGUCGGGAUGGAUUUCCAGGUCAGAAGUGUGAUGCUGGACUCCACACCCGUCGCUCUGCAGCUGUGGGACACCGCAGGACAGGAAAGAUUCCACAGCAUCACACAGCAGUACUUUCGUCGGGCGGAUGGCAUCGUUGCUAUGUAUGAUGUCACCCAGGAGACGUCUUUCACGGCUGUCCGCCAUUGGCUGGACCAGGUGCAGGAAAAGAUGACAGAGGGGGCGUGUCUGAUGUUGCUAGGCAAUAAGACAGACCUAGCAACAGAUGAUAAAAGGCAGGUGACCAAACCACAAGGCCGGAGGUUGGCCGAGCAGUAUCAGGCUGAGUUCUACGAGUGCAGUGCUAAAAACAAACAGCACGUGGAAGAGGUCAUGACUCACCUCACCAGGUUACUUGCCUCGCAGCAGGAUAAACAGUGCGAGUCCGCGCUCCGCCUGGAAGUGCCGUCCAGCAGAGGGCGCUGCUGCGCAUGAGCGCCGCGGAACUACACCACUCAUUAAUAAUAAUAAAGUGACGUCACUGUAAACUUCAGAAAAACGGUUUAAAUGCACUAUGUAAAAAUAUAAUAUUUAUUAAGAUUAACCCACAAUACUGCUGGUUACUCACUACAGAACCUGCUGUGUUUUAACAAUCUUUUUGUAUUAUAUCAACGAUGGUUUUAUUUUAUGAAAAGUCUUGAAAAUCAACCCGCUUUUUGGUAGAUCGACUACCAUCGUGUACCAUGUUUGUGUACCACACUUUUACUACAAAUAUGUUUACACUAUGGUUACUGCAUUGUUAUUCAUUGUUAAGGAGGAUUGAGGCAACGUGAAUGUUGAUGUAUUUUAUAAUAAUUAGUAUUACUCUGGAGCAUUGUGUUAUCUUGAUGCAGUAUGUAUUAACAACUGUUUUGGAAAUAUAAAAUAA
This is a messenger RNA of Triplophysa rosa, 2429 nucleotides long. RefSeq names its product calcium release activated channel regulator 2B (gene cracr2b). Lineage: Eukaryota; Metazoa; Chordata; Actinopteri; Cypriniformes; Nemacheilidae. Gene Ontology annotation, molecular function: GTPase activity; calcium ion binding; GTP binding. The coding region runs from base 62 to 1996 and encodes 644 amino acids. The record is from RefSeq and is a predicted model, not a curated record. The transcript is spliced from 18 exons.